UCUUUCCUUUUACGGUUCUUUGUCCAGUUUUUACAACCAUGCGUAUAUCUAUCUUCUUACUUUAGUAGUAAUCAUUGUGCAAAAGUCAAGUCAAUCAAGAAACGCUAGACAUGAGUGAGAGUGUGGAAUGCUCGGAACUUCCCUCGGAACUGUUACUACCGAUCGGCAAAGGCCUCGACACCCGCAUCGACAUUCACCGAUUCCGCGGUGUCUGUAAAUCAUGGCGCUCGGCUAUUUCUUGCUCCGACUUCAUCCCUCGCUUCCCUCUCAAUUUUCCCAACCCUUUCCCUCCGCCACGGCUAGCUCUAUUGCAUGAUGAAGCUGACCAUCUUCACCAGCAAACCAUAUGCCUUCUCCACGAAGCCAUUUUCUAUCGUCUAACUCCCUCAGCUUCUUCGGAGAAGGGAUGGUUGAUCAAGGUUGAAGAUUGCAAAAUGCAUCUUUUAGACCCACAUCGAGAAAGGUACGAAUCCGAAUCCGAAUCCGAUUCCCUCAAUAUUUUGCCCAACAACUUUGUUUUACUGGACUAUGGUACCAUCGAAUUAACUAGGGUUCAUACCCUUGAAAUUCAAAGCCUCAUUCCAAUUGGGCGUGUUAAUAAAGUUGUGAUGUUCAACGACUGUCAUGUUUUUGUUGUCUAUGGUGACGGUAAAUUAGGCCACGCAAAAUGUGGGGAUGAGAGUUUGACCUGUUUAGGCGAAAAGGAUAUGGAAUUCGAUGAUGUUAUUGUGUAUGAGGGCCAAGUCUAUGUGGUUGAUCGAUUCGGAAUAGUUUGGUGGAUCAAAAUCAAUGAUUCGACAUUGGAUUUGGUUAAAUUCUGGAAUCCUUGUGGGUCAGAUUGUCUGAAGACACAGAAGCAUUUGGUGGAGUCGGAUGGAACAAUCUAUAUUGUUGAUAGAUAUCUUGAUAGGGAAUGGAGAGGCCGUCAUUAUUUCUGUGUGGUUGGUUUCAAAGUGUAUAAGAAGAAUGAAUGGGGUGAAUGGGUUUUGGAGGAAAGCUUGGGUGAUCGAGCUUUUAUUCUGCGUAGUGAUUGUUCGCUUUCUGUUCCAACUAGAGAAUUUUUCGGAUAUGAGGGGAAUUGCAUUUACUUCACUCAGCAAAAUCAAAUUCAUGUUUUCAAAUUAGAGAAUAACAGCAUCACCAAUGCAGAUUUGAAUGAGGACAAAGUUUACAUCCAAACCGCUUUGUACUGUUCCAACUUAUUUAGGAAUCUGAGGAAAGAGAGUGAAUUUCGGCAAUACCAUUGCCGAAAUUCAACAAAAGUAGGAGAGAGAAAGAGAAAGAGUAGGAGAGAGAAAUUUUUGAUUUUCGGCAACACCAUCACCGAAAUUCCUUCUGCCUAUACCUGCUGCCCGAGUGGAUGCUCGAAGUGUGAGUGCGCGCAAGGAAAACCAAACGUGGCAAUGGCAUUGCCGAAAUAG
Messenger RNA from Quercus lobata, 1421 nucleotides. Its product is annotated as F-box protein At4g35733-like. Bases 111 to 1421 code for a protein of 436 amino acids. The transcript is spliced from 2 exons. Gene Ontology annotation, molecular function: protein binding. The record is from RefSeq and is a predicted model, not a curated record. NCBI's taxonomy places the organism in Eukaryota, Viridiplantae, Streptophyta, Magnoliopsida, Fagales, Fagaceae.